AUGGACUGUGCACCACAGAAUACAGGGCAAUUUCAUCAGGAAGCAGAAUACAACAAUGAAGAAGAAGACAACAAUGGACAGUACUUUGUCGACCGCAGGUACAGAGAAAGAGGAGGCCACAAUAGAGGGAGAUUUCAAGGAAGAGGUGGCCGAGGAAGUUUUAGGGGAGGUGGAUUUCAUGGUGGAUUCGGCAGCAAUACAACCGCCAAAAGAUCUGCUUCGUGUGUAAAAAGGCUGGAUGCUGGUCCACUCGGCACACACCAAGCGAACGUCAGGGACGGAUCAAGAGCUGGCGGACGUACAUGGCGGAGAACGAACUCCCGAACGACAACAAUACCCUGGGUAUAUUCAUCAUCGACUAUGAAGGUUACGAGGCGAACCAAAAUGACGGUGAAAGUAACCUUAUUGACAUGUUCAACAAGUGGUCAGAAGACAAGAUUGAACAGCUCAACACCAGCUACGGGACCAUUGAUGGACAGAAUACGGCUAUCCUGCUCAACAAUCAAGCGGCUGUGA
Messenger RNA from Blumeria graminis f. sp. triticale, 516 nucleotides. Lineage: Eukaryota; Fungi; Ascomycota; Leotiomycetes; Helotiales; Erysiphaceae. The record is from the annotation of a GenBank genome assembly.